Messenger RNA from Nannizzia gypsea CBS 118893, 1527 nucleotides. Its product is annotated as acetylcholinesterase. The coding region runs from base 1 to 1527 and encodes 508 amino acids. The record is from RefSeq and is a predicted model, not a curated record. The transcript is spliced from 6 exons. NCBI's taxonomy places the organism in Eukaryota, Fungi, Ascomycota, Eurotiomycetes, Onygenales, Arthrodermataceae.
AUGCUUUCGAUUACCCAGUUGCUUGUUUCUCUCCUACUUCUGCCUAUUGCGGUAAGAGGUUCGCUGGUUAAUACGACCAGCGGACUAAUAAUAGGCCAUGUAUCGGCGUCCCGGCCAUCUGUGGACGAAUAUCUAGGAAUUCGAUACGCACAGGCUCCCGUUGGUGACCUCAGAUUCGCGCCACCCGUUAGAUUUACGUCUGAUGCGCCCUUUGAAGCUGCGAAUUUCACCCCAAGCAAAUCAGUUCAUUACCCGAAUGGAACAGCCCUUCAGCAAAUCAUUAUUGCAAAUUUUGCCAGUCAAAAUGUGAAGCUACAAAGCGAGGACUGCCUAAAGUUGAACGUCUGGGCAAAGAAUACACCACUUAAGAAGAAACCCGUGUUACUUUGGAUUCACGGCGGACGCUUUUCUCUUGGUAGCACAAAUAACCCCUUUUACCAGGGCCAAUACAUUGCCGAUAAGGAAGACAUCGUUGUGGUGUCGAUGAACUACCGCCUCAAUGUUUUUGGUUACCCCAGUGCACCUGGUGCGCCUCAAAAUGUUGCAUUGCUUGAUCAGCGUAUGGCAAUAGAGUGGGUUCGAGAUAACAUUGCGGCUUUCGGGGGUGAUCCUAGCCGUAUUACUCUAAUUGGCCACUCUGCUGGCGGAGCUAUGACUGAUUACUAUACAUACAAACAUAUUGAAGACCCAAUUGUCCACGCUGUCAUACCUAUGUCUGGUACUGCUCUGAGCUUUUCACCCAAUACACAAGCGCAGUCUGAGAAAUACUGGUACAUCUUGUCUAAAGCACUUGGGUGUGGAAGUUCGGGCGAUACACUGCCUUGUGUGAGAUCUAAACCCGCUACGGAUGUCCUAGCUGCAGUAUCUAAGGUACCACCGGAACCAAGUAACUUGCUACCACAGCCAGUGUUUCAUCCAACAGUUGAUGAAGAGCUUGUCUUUUCCAAUUACGAGGAGCGUGCAGCUAAGGGAAUGUUUGCUAAAUUACCAUAUCUAGUCGGUAACGGCGAUUACGAAGCUGGAUACUACAAAGUCUCCGCUUAUGCCCUGAACAUCACAACUAUAAGUCAAAAAGCAUGGCAUUUAUUCAACCUAGCUGGAUUCACCUGCCCAAACGCCAGGGAAGCAAGGUACCGCGCGGCAAGGGGCGUUCCAACCUGGCGAUACAUGUAUUUCGGUGAAUGGCCUAAUUCCAUCCUGUUUCCAGGAAGUGGAUCGUAUCAUGGAUGUGACGUCGCUCAAUUGUUUGGCACAGCAGAGGACGUUAGUAACGGCACUGCAAACACCGAAACUGAGGCCAAAUUUUCUGCUUAUAUGAUGCACGCCUUUGCAACUUUCGCAGCAGAUCCUCGUGAAGGCUUGUCAAAGCUUGGUUGGCCCAGAUAUAGGAAAGAUGGCAAAGGAAAUGCCUUGGUAGGGCUUGCAUUUAGGAAUGGACCCAGUGCCACGUACCUGCCGCCUUUAUUCUCAGAUAAGGACUGCCCGCUAGUUGGUACAAACACAUCCUAUGCCCAUGGGGGAUUUUAA